AUGCCUCGUCCCAAGGUACGCGAUGAAGAUCGUAGACGCGCAACCAAGGCCUGCGUACCCUGCCAAAAUAGCAAGAAAAAAUGUGACGCCCAAUCGCCAUGCGCUAAUUGCCGUCGGAGAAACUGCAUCGCAUAUUGUAUUUACGAUCCCGAGGUUGCUCGUCGCCGUCGCCAGGGUAUCAAAGCACACCGUCGAGAAACACACCCGACAAGAGAUACAUUCUCCUCAGGCGGCAGCGAUGGCGGACACUAUAACGAUGAUCCCAUGAUUAGCCAUGACCUACCAUCGCCAAUAGAUGGGAAUCAUUUACGAGGGCAAGCUCAUGUUCCACAGACUCCAGAGUCUACCCAGGAACCGCAGUCCCAUACAACACCUGACACCUCAUCAUGCAUGUCAAACAUCAGCAGUCAAGAGCAACGUUCAGAAGGCAAAAAAGAUGAGACUACCACCAGUGUGUCGAUGGGCGAUUCCCCGUCUCUCUCCUUCCUUGACUUCCUGCGGCAUACGUUCCACCACUACAUGGGUCCGACCCCAUUCACCGACAAAGAACGAGCCGAAGCCAUGCUUGAGCCAUUACAUCCUCGACCUCCCGGCGGCAUCACUCCCAACAGUGAGCUUACUCUGGAAGAGAAACAAGACUAUAUCCAGAGAUUUUUGAUCGCGACGACAGGAAUCAUAUACAUCUACUCGCCCGAGCAAAUGUUAGAGAUGCUCGAGGAAACAGAAGAAAACAGGCGACAAAACCCAGAUGCCUCUGAGUCAUCCUCAUCUUAUCAAAAGAGUGCAGUUAUAGAUUUGGCUAUUGCCAUCGGAGGACAGGGCUGUAGGACUACUCCGAAGAGUCUGUACCAUGCGCAAAAACAUUUCGAUCGUGGUCAAAAGUUGGCUUUUGAAGAGAUGCUACUAGAUCCUACAAGCGAUCUAGUAGCGACUUUCAUGAUGAUGACUGUUUAUUUGAUGAAUGCAUGCAAAAGGAAGGGAGCAUUUAUAUACCUUGGCGUCGCGACUCGUCUGGCAUAUGCCAUUGGACUACAUUUACCGGAGUCCUACAAUAACCUGGCACCGAAAAUACAUAGAUUUAGGCUCCAGGUAUGGAAGAGUCUGCGGAUAUUAGAAAUAGCCAUUGGGUCAGUCCUUGGUCAACUCCCGAGCUCGUCUCCAGGACAAGCAUCAGUAACGCCUUCGUUUUCAAUUCCGGAUGGCUCAGAACCGUGGUCACCAGAAUUUACAUCCAUGUCGUCGACCUAUGGAGUCUGCAUCAUUCUGGAGCAGAUUAUACACCGUCUCGACAGCAAACAGGACAAUGGUGUGGAAUCAAUACGAGAUCUCCUAAGUCGACUUCGGGAUUGGAGUUCAGCAUUGCCAUCAAGCAUGAGAAAAUGCACUGUCAGUUCUCCGAUUUCCCUCGUGCAGAGACGCCAAGUACUAGGCAAUUUUGCCGUCUCGGGGUUUUAUUAUUACAGUGUUAUGUUGGCAACCAGACCACUGCUUGUCUCAUAUAUGCUCAUGAAACUGAAGCGUUUGGGUCCAGUGGAUAAUGUCUCCUCUUGUCCACCAUGCCAUACCAACGAACGUGAGACAAGAGAGUUGGCGCAGGUUUGCAUAGAUGCGGCUAUACUCCUGGUAGAGACGACGAGAAGGACACAGUCUGUUGGUUUGCUAAUCCAAAACAUGCAGCUGCUCAAAGCCUGGAUAUUCAGCGCCUGCCUAGUCAUGGGCCUCUCCAUCUUCGUAGAGUUGACGUUUACAGAAACGUAUUCAACUUGCGAGACAGGAUUAUCGCUACAGAACGGAAUUGGCAUCAUUCGGGAUCUAGAUCGAACAAGUCCUCAAGCACAUCGUUAUCUAGAGGUCCUUACGGAGCUUCGCAAUGCACUACAGACCUACCGCGAGCGAUUGGUUCCACCCCGAAGAGAAGGCAGUGGGCAAUUCUUGAGUCAGAUCUUUGUUGUUAGUCAAGAGAAAAGUCCGCCUGUAGAGCCUUUAGACUCAGGGACUACGCCGUUUGCCUCUACAACAACUGCACCGCCCUUGUCAGGCGAUGAGACAUGCAGCGGAUUGUGGAUGUCGCAACAAGCAGCGCAAGCGACGCAAAGUAUGGGGAAUAUGUGGCGUGUGCCAGAUGAAAGUCACACAUUCGAUCAUGUCUCAUUAAAUGGACAGCCAGGUGGGAACGAGGUCCUGCCCUUUGCAUUGGGAGGACCGGAUAUAAACUGGAAUGAGAUAUCGGUACAGGGAACAGACAAUUUCUUGUUUGAGAUGGAGCCGUUUGCAGACAUGUUGAGUCAUUUCUACAACGUAACGUCAUAA
Molecule: messenger RNA, 2310 nt
Organism: Fusarium venenatum
Lineage: Eukaryota; Fungi; Ascomycota; Sordariomycetes; Hypocreales; Nectriaceae
Biological process (GO): positive regulation of transcription from RNA polymerase II promoter by galactose; DNA-templated transcription
Cellular component (GO): nucleus
Molecular function (GO): zinc ion binding; RNA polymerase II cis-regulatory region sequence-specific DNA binding; DNA-binding transcription factor activity, RNA polymerase II-specific
Source: RefSeq, a predicted model, not a curated record